AAAAAAGAAAAUCUUCGUACAGGAAGUUGAUGUCGCUAGCUUGCUAGUUGGCUCCACAGGUUGGCUCUGCUUCGCUCACCGAGUUACACACCAUGGAAAACGGCCUGUUUGACAUUCCCGACUACGACAACAUAGAGGAUGAAUCUUUCCCCCCCCUCCCACCGCCUCACUCCCCCGGCCAGGGGGGGCAGGGGGACGGGAACCCUUUUGAAAAUGGGGACGAAGAUGGCGACGUGUCCAAGUUAGCGGAUGUCCCUGCUGCUAAAAGGAAAGGAGUGAGGAGGCCGCAACCCAAGCUGGACUCUCACAGGCUGACCUCAGAAAGAGGACUUCCAGCUCUGCGAACACUGUUCGAUAACGUCCAUUUCAAAGGCAAAGGGCACGAGGCCGAGGAUCUGCGGCUGCUGAUGCACAAGAUGGAGAACUGGGCCCACAGGUUGUACCCCAAACUGCAGUUUGAAGACUUUAUUGACAAAGUGGAGAGGCUCGGCAACAAGAAGGAGGUGCAGACCUGUCUGAAACGGAUACGGCUGGACAUGCCACUGACACACGAAGACUUCACGGGUGGUAAGGGAUAG
Messenger RNA from Etheostoma spectabile (orangethroat darter), 578 nucleotides. Its product is annotated as TIMELESS-interacting protein. Gene Ontology annotation, cellular component: nucleus; replication fork protection complex. Lineage: Eukaryota; Metazoa; Chordata; Actinopteri; Perciformes; Percidae. Gene Ontology annotation, molecular function: DNA binding. Gene Ontology annotation, biological process: DNA replication checkpoint signaling; replication fork arrest; DNA damage response. The record is from RefSeq and is a predicted model, not a curated record. The transcript is spliced from 6 exons. The coding region runs from base 93 to 578 and encodes 161 amino acids.